AUGGACAGUUCCAGCGAUGAGUUCCAAGAGGACAAUGAUCCUUCAAAUGAAUUUGAGACGAAGCUUCAAGAAUCUUAUCAGUUCCACAAAGAAUCAAAUUCAAGGCCAAUAUCUUCAUCUUCUUCGAAUAGACCGCAAACCGCUUCUAGACAUCGAGAUGACCCUGACCCAAGAGUAGCAGUCUUCAUAAUACCUCCAUUUCAAGUCUAUUCAAAGAUCGCAAACCAUUUGACAGCUCAAGGUAUUCCUAAAUCUGAAGUGGUCUCAGCUUUAGGUGAGUUUUCAACACUUGAGAAGUUUCGAAAUGGCUUUUCCACAUUGGGACUUGAAUUGACUGAGGAUGAAAUCUUAUGCUCUGCUUGAUUGAAUUGAUAAAAUUUAAUAAGUCUAGGCAAAAAUUUUAAAAUUUGAAAUAGUAUAUUGGAUUUAGUUGAAUUAAAUGGCUGGAGAAUAGUUUUAUUCAGAGAUAAUGGCAUCUCUAAGAACGGGAUCUUGAGGAUAAGUGAAAUAUAUUCCAAAAUUAUCAACGAAGUAAAAGAAGAGGAAGAAGACACUUCUCAUCAUUCUCAAGAUAACAACCCUGAUCAAUUAAGAAGAGAAGCUGAAAAGCUACUACAAGCUACUCAGCCAAAACUCGCAAAGAAACUUAACUCCCACUCCGUGGACGAGCAAAACCAUUAGAAAAUCCUAGGGAAAAAAAUUCUGUGGGAGAGACUUUUGUAAAAUAAAAUUUAUGAUAAUUAUAUACUGAUUUUAUUCAAUUUUAAACAACUUGCACUCUAAAACAUAAAUUUAUAAAAUAAAUUAAUUUUAACUUUAUAAUUCAAAAAAUAAUCCACUUAGAAAGAGAUAAGGGUUCCUAUCUUACAGAGGGGAGUAAGCAAAAAAGCGAUCGAUCUUUAAAAAGACCUGUUUCUGGGGCUAUAAGAUCACAUGGCUCCAGUGCCAAAUCAUUCAGACCUGUCAGUGCUUACGAAGGAUCCAAGCUUUCUCAAACUAAACCAGACAGGGUUAUUUUUAAGAAAAACUACCUUCAAGAAACAAAGUCCAAACAAAAAGAAGCAGAAAAAGAACUAGCCUUAACUGUUGAUAAAUGCAAACGAGAAUUUGAAUACGAAAGUCUGCACAAAAUGGGUGAGGCAAAUGAAAUUGCCCAGUCCAUGGGUUUACCAACAAUAUAUAGAGCAAUAAAAAAAGAAGAUGGGACAACCAAAUGUCAUAUUUAUCAUAACGACCAAUUUGUUGAAGAAAUCACUCUUGAUAACUUUCUAAGAGAGUGGAGAAGGCUGAAAAGAAAGCAAAAACCUGCCAUUAACAUGCAACCCCAAGCAGCUGCUAUAACUACCCAGCCAUCAGUAAGUGAAAAUCUAAUGAAGUCUACUCAGCAGCCUUCUGCAAAAGUAAAUAAAAAAGAGCGCCAAGAAGAGCUUAAAAAACUUUUAUUGGAAACCAAGGAGCUCACAAAUAAGCUGAAAGAGCAACUGAAGAUACUUGAGAAAAAAGGGAUUGUGUCGAAAUCAAUGCAUUCGUCGGUAGCAGGCUUCUCAUCAUCUUUAAUAUAA
Molecule: messenger RNA, 1562 nt
Organism: Blepharisma stoltei
Lineage: Eukaryota; Ciliophora; Heterotrichea; Heterotrichida; Blepharismidae
Source: the annotation of a GenBank genome assembly